This is a messenger RNA of Cercospora beticola, 2202 nucleotides long. Its product is annotated as DEAD/DEAH box helicase. Gene Ontology annotation, molecular function: ATP binding; ATP-dependent chromatin remodeler activity. Gene Ontology annotation, cellular component: nucleus. Lineage: Eukaryota; Fungi; Ascomycota; Dothideomycetes; Mycosphaerellales; Mycosphaerellaceae. Gene Ontology annotation, biological process: DNA repair. The record is from RefSeq and is a predicted model, not a curated record.
AUGUAUCUCACCUGGUCGUCCUGCGCAUCUCGCGCCGGUGGCAAGAUGCAGGCUGAGGCCCAGCUCUGCAUCGUUCUCUACACCAGUGAGGCGGACAUCGACGAAGUUGGGCGCGCUCUGGACGAGUGUAGUAUUUACUUGCAGCACCCUCAGUACUGUGAUCGCAAUGUGCCCCAUCGUAAUCCGCACAGGCUGUGUCAACCUGGAGAUCCUAUUCGCAUGACUUUCUCCCUCCACGAUCAGCUGCUUGGAAACACACUUGAGUCAUAUCAGAAUCCAGCGGACAUCUUGGCAGACCUGGAGACACAAGAGGAGCUUAGUGAGGCUCUGUCGCCUUCCGGAUUGAAAACCGUCUUGCUCGGCCACCAGAAGCAGGCUUUGACGUUCAUGCACCGAAGAGAGCGAUGUUCUUGUAGGCAAGCUCAAGAUUCCGAGAUAUGGAGUGUGCUCAGCGGCUCAAAUGGCUGCGCGAGAUAUGUAAACAACAUAACAGGCGAAGAGAGCAUCUGCAGACCUCACGACAGUUUUGGAGGCAUCAUAGCAGAUGUCAUGGGAUUAGGGAAGACGCUGACUGCCAUCGCGCUCGUGGCUAGUGAUAAGGACGCGUUGAAUGCGUCAUUUGUAGGCUCAGACGUUACCACUACGCUUGUGGUCGUCCGCGCUCCUUUGUUGCAAACAUGGGCAACGCAAUUACCCCACGAUAUUCGAGUACAAAAGAGUGCUACUUUCCAAGCAGUGGCAGCCCUCGAAUCCCAUGCUCGUUGGGCGAUUAGUGGCACGCCCAUACAGAAUAGACUUCUGGACCUCUCAAGUCUUUUCGAAUUCCUUCGUCUGCCCUUAUCUGUGGAGCAUGGCACCUUUCAGGAGCUCACCAAUCAUUUGAUCUCAAGGUAUGGCCAACAAGGCGCAAUACAGAAGCUCCGGCAGCUCAUACAAUGUGUCAUGCUUCGACGGUCGUUGGCGAAAGUUACUCUGCCAGAGCGUCAAGACAUGGUGUGUCGCUUGGAAUUCGGUCCGAAGGAAGCACGACUAUAUCAAGCACUAAAGACCAGUACACUUGAGAGAGACUCCGAGGACGGCGAUAGGUGGUCUGCUUCGUGCACCACUUUUCAGAUGUUCACGCAAUUACGCAUGGUUUGCAAUCUUGGGAUCCUCCACGAAUUACGUGCACCGAAACAGGAUUCGAUGGAUUACGAAACGUGGACACCAAAGAGGUCGCGCGAAGUCUUCAGCGACCUUGUUGCCGCAGGCAAAGCAUUCUGUUCUGUGUGCCGAAGUGAUCUUGGCAUGGCGACUACAGACGCUGCAGACAACGUCUCGCUGGACUCAGGCCGGCCGCUGAUCUUCCCCUGUCAAUGGCUCAUCUGCAGCACGUGCCAGUCCAACAGCAAGUGCUGCACCUGCUGCAACCAACAGAGUCACCUUGGUACUGAGGUCUCAGUGCUAUUGGAGGCUGCGGCCAACAAGAAACUUGCACUAAACAAAGACAACAUGCCCACCAAGAUUCAAGCGCUUCUGAAUGACUUGGCAGUGCAUUCAAGGGACGAGAAAAGUAUUGUGCUCUCAUUCUGGACUUCCACUCUUGACGUGAUUGAGCAGGCACUCGACAAUAAAAACAUCCGCUGUGUGCGCUUCGACGGUACUGUUCCACUGGCAAAACGCAACAAGAACAUCUCGACUUUCUCAAAGGAUCCAAGUAUACGUGUCAUGCUGCUCACCAUCUCCUGCGGCGCUGUAGGACUUGAUCUCACCGCUGCCUCGCGAGCAUACCUAAUGGAACCACAAUGGAACCCUAGCGUCGAGCAACAAGCGCUGGCUAGGGUUCACCGCAUGGGCCAGACGAGGCCAGUCACUACGAUCAGAUACAUCAUGAAAGACACACUUGAAGAGCAUGUAUUGAAAGUGCAACACGACAAACAAAUGCUGUCUCAACUCCUGCUUUCUGAAACAAAUGAAAAAUCAAGCAUAGGUCAUGAAGAGCUCCUCAAGAGCAUGCUGUAGUCCAAAUAUCUCUUUGUGCGCAGGCUUUGUGCUUCCAGCAGGAAAGGUCGUCACAAAGAGAAUCGACUGCCCUCCUUUGUGAUGUUCGAGAUAUCAAUGCGGAGAUUUCAUCAAACAGUACAGAAACUUGGAUCAAAUACAGAAAAGUGCAUCAAACGGUACAGACAAAUCAAGUCACGCGGUAUCGAGCCGUGCACAGCC